Messenger RNA from Histoplasma capsulatum G186AR, 1713 nucleotides. RefSeq lists its product as uncharacterized. The record is from RefSeq and is a predicted model, not a curated record. The transcript has 3 exons. Gene Ontology annotation, cellular component: nucleus; nuclear origin of replication recognition complex. Lineage: Eukaryota; Fungi; Ascomycota; Eurotiomycetes; Onygenales; Ajellomycetaceae. Gene Ontology annotation, molecular function: DNA replication origin binding. Bases 1 to 1713 code for a protein of 570 amino acids. Gene Ontology annotation, biological process: DNA replication initiation; DNA replication.
AUGAAACAAGUUCUACCUGGCCUGCCUGAAGAGCUGGCCAUAACUCUCUCACGCCAAUGGCCUUGCAGGGAACUUCAAAUCCGACAGCUUGCGUGCUUGUUAAAUCCCGCUCUCCCAUCUCCGCCCGCCAUAAUAGUCCAUGGGCCUCAGGGCUCGGGGAAAUCAAGCAUCCUAGCCGUGUUGCUAGCCGCGCUUAACGAACCUGCAGCGGUAAAUCCACAAGGUCGGAGGGACGAAGGAUUUGAAGGGCCGAAACAAAACACAAUACUAUUACUACCUUACGCGGUUGUGAAAUGCGCGGAAUGUAUUACGGUGCGACAUCUACUGGGCAAGAUUGUGGCGGCGGCUGUAUCAGCCGCAUGUGCUUCAGCUUCAGCUUCCUUCCCGGAUGAGGAUGCCCGUGCCAAAGCCAAGUGUGACCAUAUCAGUUCGCUUCCCGGUGUGCUCACGGAUAUUUUGGAUAGUGUUGGCUGUGAAAAAUUUGUCCUGGUUAUGGAUGGUAUCGAUGCCUUGAAGGAAGGGGGCCAGAUGCUCUUGGCUGCUCUGGGGAGAUUGGGCGAAUUGGUCCCAUCGAUAUGUAUGGUAUUCGUCAUGCGAUCUUCCCCACGACCGCUUUUGCUGCAAGUCGCUGGAAUUCCCCAUGUUCAUUUCCCUCCGUAUUCGCGGGAUGAAGCAAUUUCGAUACUUGUUGCUUCCCCGCCGCCUGAAUUGCCUGGAUUACCCUUGGAACCUGCUCUGAAGAUAUACCCACCUUUCACAUCAACUGUCUAUGACUCUCUCAUUGGACCAACCGCCAGCACUAUCCCUGUUUUCCGCUCUGCGUGUGAGAAACUCUGGCCGCGGUUUGUAUCUCCUAUAAUCAACAACGAAAAACCUCCGGGUUUGAACCCCCGCGCUCAGUGGGACUUUUCCCGUCUCCUUGUUAGAAAUCGGGCUUUAUUCCAGCAUCAGGGUGAAGAGGUGUUGGUACAUCACCUCAUUACUGAUUCAACGGCCGCAUCAGAAACUAGCACGAUAACUUCAGCUUCACCUCAGCCCCUCGCAGGGUCAAGAUCAUUGUCGCCAUUUUCAUCACUCCCUUAUCUCCCAACCCUAAUCCUCACCGCUGCCUUUCUGGCAGCCCACGUUCCACCCCGCCUUGACACAAUCUUCUUCUCGAAGUUCUCCUCAUCCUCUCUUUCCGCCCGAAACAAGCGCGCCCACCACCGCCGACGCCUGAAAGUUCUCUCCCAAGCCCAAACUCAAGAACAGGACCUAGAUAUUCCAGACAGCGCAACCGCGCCGUCAAUAACACCCAGCACGACCAAAAGACGUAAAUCCAAACACACAAAAAUCACAAAAUCGGCUCUGUCAUCGGCGCUGGCAUCUUCGUCCUCCGCCGGCAAUGCCGGCGCAGGUUUCAUAACCCCCCGCCCGUUUCCCCUCGAACGCCUCCUCGCCAUCUACCACGCCAUCGACCCAAACCCUCCCACCGUGCUAACCACAAAUAAUUCCAUUGCCGAUACAAUAUAUUCAGAGCUAGCCACCCUGCAGCGACUACGUCUGCUUGUCCCCGCGUCUUCGGCUGCGGCUGCAGACGGUGCGGAGAAGUGGUGUCUCAACGCGGGCGUGGCAGUUAGCUCCAGCUCUACGGAGCCGAGCGAGUGGAUUGUGGAGAUGGCCAGGGAAAUUGGGGUUGAGGUUGGCGAGUACUUGGCCGGGGGGCUAGAUUGA